AUGGUUGCUUUGGGAUCAUUGUUUGUUUGCGAAAAAGGUGCUGUUGAGAAGGGCGAGAUGCUCUGGCGACUUGGCCACAUGGCUGUCGCAACAUCCUGGCAGACCCUGAUUGGAAUGAGAGGACCAUAUGAUGCCUGUGAUGGGAUUCAAUUGGUCCUCACAGCACUUCUUGGUCAGACAUAUGCACUUCUAUCAAGUAGCGCCAGUGUCCGUACCACUGCAUCCGUGUUUCACGGUCUGGGGUUCUACUGGGCUAGAAACUCUGGCAUGUACAUGAUACAAGACAUUCUCGCGGACGGAAUACCAACCUUGGAUAUGCCGGAAGCCGACAAAAAUACUGUCUGGAGAAAAUGGGCCGCGACUGAGGUUCAACGCCGAGUGAUUCUUGGUCAUUAUAUUCUCGAUGGCCUAAUAUCACAAGCAUCUGGUUCUCCAGCGAGUGCACGACAUCUGAUAAACAGUAUUGACACAGCCUGCUCCGAUACUGUCUUCGCUGCAAAAACUGCUGACGCUUGGAUUCUUGAGACCACCCGGUCAUCACGAGUCCAAAUGCCAAUGUCAGAAGCAUUUUACCGUGUCUGCUCUCCAGGAUACUCAACAAACCCAACGUAUCUGUCGCAGUUCUCAAUUUUCGUUAUUAUUGAAGGGUUACAAUCUUUGAUUGCUGAUCUUCACGAGGUUCGAGGUCAUGUAUUUGGGACCGUUUCUCGGCAGGAAGUAGUACGAGCGAUGCUUAAUAUAUUCCAGGGAAAUAUUAUAACGAUGUCGCAGCCAAGGAGUGUCCAUCAUCUACAUCUUCUCAUUAGGUGGCACUGUAUCUUCAUUGAGGCGACCGCUCCUUCAAUCUCGAUUUAUCGAUGGAUGUGCAAUCGCUACCAGCUCCCUCAAACAUUGGGUGGAAUCCAUGCCAAGAGCCGACUGGAGCAGUUUGAUGUCAACCAUUGGGCAGAGAAGGCUGACGCCUUCCGCGCAGUUUUACAUGCAAUAUCCAUCACACGGCUAUUGGAUGAUCUGCCUCUAAAUCAGGCCUAUACCAUGCAUAUUCCUACUGCCGUCUUUACCUCAGCUAUGGUGAUCGUUACUAUGUGCCUUUUAAAGCAGAGUAUCAUUGAAAUCCCAGAGAACUAUACGUGGACCGACGUAUGGGCUAGCCAACUUGAUGAUGAACAUGAAUCAUUAGAUCACGGACUGGCCCUAGAAGAACUCAUGAGAAAGUUAAACCCCGAUGACAAAGUCCCGAUGGUGCCUAUUCACCUGCUAGACGAGAUCAACUCCUUACAACACAUUCUCAAGACAGUUGCCUCGAGAUGGGGUGUUUCUGCUCAAAUGGAAGAUUUAAUAUCACGUCUCGCAGUCAUUGCGCGUGAAAGAAGAGCUACGAGCUUUUGA
Penicillium macrosclerotiorum is the source of this 1389-nucleotide messenger RNA. RefSeq lists its product as uncharacterized. The transcript has a single exon. Lineage: Eukaryota; Fungi; Ascomycota; Eurotiomycetes; Eurotiales; Aspergillaceae. The record is from RefSeq and is a predicted model, not a curated record. Bases 1 to 1389 code for a protein of 462 amino acids. Gene Ontology annotation, cellular component: chromatin. Gene Ontology annotation, molecular function: RNA polymerase II cis-regulatory region sequence-specific DNA binding; DNA-binding transcription factor activity, RNA polymerase II-specific. Gene Ontology annotation, biological process: regulation of transcription by RNA polymerase II.